GCUAUUGAUAAAAAUAAAUACCCACAGUCAAUUUUUGUGAGGCAAUGAAGCACUUUAUCACAUUUCUAGUCAUUUUUGUAGGUUUAUUAUGCAAAAUCCAAUGUGCAAAAAUACUAAUGGUAUACCAAAUGCCUGCACACAGUCACUACUCGUUAGGGCUGCGAAUUGCAAAAGAAUUAGCUGAGAGAGGACACCAAGUCACUAUAAUUAACCCAUACCCCCAAAAAACGCCAAUUAAAAAUUUUAGAGAUGUGUCAGUUGAGGACCAUAUAGAAUUUAUCCAAGCGUUUAAGAAAAGUCUAUUUUCGAGAAACUCGAUGAGCCUCUUUGGAAAUAUAAAUUUCCUGAUAGGACUUGGUGCCGAGUUAACUAACCGAACACUUGGACACGUAAACGUCCAAAAAUUGCUACGUUCGGGCGAGACGUUUGAUCUCCUAAUUGCGGAAUAUUUUUUCAACGACGCUAUUAUCGGCCUCGGCCAUUAUUUCAAAAUCCCGGUCGUUCUAACGGCCCCUAAUGCCGUCAGCGGUGUUAACAACAAUCUCUUCGUUAACCCGACCCCCGCUUCGUAUGUGCCUCACGUCCUGAGCCCUUAUAACAAACACAUGAACUUCUGGCAACGACUCCACAACUGGUACAUCGGACUUUUGAGCAAUCUCAUGAAGGAAUUUAUCUUAAUGCCUCGCCAUUGCGCUAUUUUCAAACAACACGUGUCUCAAGACGUUGAACUGGACGAGACGCUGGGCAAUGUGAGUUUAGUGUUCACUAAUUCACACGCUAGCGUGACCGAUGCCGUUCCCCACCAACCAAACAUGGUUGAAAUUGGGGGAUAUCACGUGGACCCACCUAAAAAAUUACCCGGGGAUUUACAACAAUUUCUCGAUGGGGCCAAGGAGGGCGCAAUCUUGUUCUCGAUGGGGUCAAAUCUCAAAAGCCGGGAUUUGAAACCGGAGGUGAGGUCCGGGAUUUUGGCCGCCUUUUCGAAAAUCAAGCAAAAAGUUUUGUGGAAGUUUGAGGUCGAGUUCGAUGAUUGUCCAGAGAAUGUUAAAAUUGUGAACUGGGUGCCACAGCAAGACGCGCUUGCACAUCCGAAUAUUGUGGCGUUUAUUUCGCACGGUGGUCUGCUAAGUACCAUCGAAACUGUCUACCAUGGAGUCCCAAUUAUCGGAAUUCCAGUUUUUGGGGACCAACCAAGUAACAUUGCGGCGGCCGUAGCCAACGGUUAUGCUGUCAGUAUCGACUUGUUCGAACUAAACGAGGCUAAAUUAUCAUGGGCUUUGGACGAAAUAUUGAACAACCCAAAAUAUCGGGAAAAUGCCAAACAGCGGUCGAAAAUAAUGCAAGAUCAGCCCUUGAAACCCAUCGAUGCUGCAAUUUAUUGGGUGGAACACGUGAUAAGGCAUCAAGGAGCCCCCCAUUUACGGUCAGCUGCCCUUGAUUUAGCAUGGUACCAAAGGGAGAUGAUGGAUAUUUUUGCGUUUCUUGGCCUUGUUGCAGCAACGUUGGGUGUAAUUAUAUGCCUAAUUUUUAAAACAAUGUUUGAAAGGUGCUGUGGUAAAAAACGGACAAUUCAGAGCAUUAAGAAAAAUUUCGCAAUGACGCGUUUUUUCACUGCUUUAUUUUUACUGUCAAUAGUAUGGAGUGCCCAAAGUGCCAAAAUUUUGGUCAAUGCUCCAAUGCCGGCCUAUAGUCAUUUUUCUUUGAGCUUUCGCCUGGCUAAGGAAUUGGCGGAUCGUGGCCACCAGGUCACUGUUAUAAACCCCUACCCCCAGAAAACCCCAAUUAAAAAUUAUAGAGACAUAUCUGUGGAGGAACAUGUGGAAUAUAUCGAAGAAUUGAAGAAAAAUUUAUUCGGAAUGAAUAACAUGGGAUUCGUCGCGAAUAUAAAUUUUCUUCUAACGAUGUGUUCGGACUUAACCGAGCGCACGUUAAUUAACAAAAAUGUCCAACAACUUUUAAACUCCGGUGAAACUUUCGAUUUGGUCAUAACGGCGCAUUUCCUAAACGAAGCCCACUUCGGCCUAGCCCAUCACUUCAAAGCACCUCUUGUUGUGCUAUCCCCUGGGGCUGCUAAUUCGUUCACUAAUCACUUCGUCGCUAAUCCAUCCCCUUCCUCUUACGUCCCCAACGUCAUGGCUGGCUUCACCAACCACAUGAGUUUCUGGCAACGGACCACGAACUUGAUCGCAAACGCCGUAUUUGACGGCAUGAGGGAGGCCAUCAUGAUGCCAAUCCAGCGAAAAAUUUUCAAAAAAUACAUAAAAUCCGACGUGGAGCUGGACGACGUGUUGUUCAAUGCCAGCCUUAUUUUGACCAAUUCUCACGUUAGCGUGCAAGAUGCCGUCCCCCACGUGCCCAACAUGAUCGAAAUUGGGGGCUUUCACGUCAAACCCCCGAAAAAACUACCCGAUGAUUUGCAAAAAUUCCUCGACGAGUCCAAGGAAGGCGUUAUCUUAUUCUCGAUGGGUUCAAACUUGAAAAGCAAGGACUUGAAACAAGACGUUAGGGACGGCAUUCUGAAGGCGUUUUCGAAGAUUAAGCAAAAGGUGUUGUGGAAAUUUGAGACCGAAUUGGAAGGCGCCCCCAAAAAUGUGAAAAUAAUGAAAUGGCUGCCGCAGCAAGAUAUUCUAGCGCACCAGAACGUUGUCGCGUUUAUUUCACACGGUGGUCUAUUGAGUACCAUCGAAGCGGUCUACCAUGGUGUCCCAAUCAUUGGUAUUCCCGUUUUCGGGGACCAGGAGUCCAACAUUGCUGCUGCUGCAAGCAAGGGUUAUGCUGUUCCUGUGCCGUUGAAAGAACUAUCAGAAGAGAAGCUUUCCUGGGCUUUGAACAAAAUCCUCAAUAAUCCAAAGUACCGGGAAAAUAUCAAACAGCGUUCGAAAUUAAUGCAAGAUCAGCCACUGAAACCCAUUGAUUCCGCAAUCUACUGGAUUGAACACGUCAUACGUCAUAAAGGAGCACCACACCUGAGGUCCGCGGGCCUUGAUCUCAAGUGGUACCAGAGGGAAAUGAUCGACAUAUUCCUGUUCUUGACUCUAGUCACUGUAGUAUUGUUUGUUAUUUUUUAUCUAAUUAUUAAGAAAAUUCUUGGACUGUGUUGCGGAAAAAAACCGGUCAAAGUGUCCAAGACGAAGAAAAACAAAUAAAAGAUUCCACCUUUGA
Molecule: messenger RNA, 3162 nt
Organism: Tribolium castaneum (red flour beetle)
Lineage: Eukaryota; Metazoa; Arthropoda; Insecta; Coleoptera; Tenebrionidae
Exons: 8
Coding region: 45-3146 (1033 amino acids)
Molecular function (GO): UDP-glycosyltransferase activity
Source: RefSeq, a predicted model, not a curated record